UUACCAGAACUAGAAGUGGUAACUGAGUAUAAUAACGUGCAACGGAUUCAAAUGUAUUCAGAUGUAAUCUCGCCAAUAUUUUCGUGCGUCUAGUUGGCUCUUUACUGAAUUAGCGUUACGGAUUAUUCAGUGGCGUGUGGUGACAUUUUCGGAAGAGGAAGAGAUUCAAUAAGGGUUUAACAAAAAAAAAAAAAAAUAAAUAACCAAGUCUGAGAGACAUGCACACGCCUUGAGAAUGAGAUUCGGGUGAUACAAAUUCAUUGAGGAUUUACUCUUAUAAGCGGGCGUCACUCCAUCCCGCCCCAAUGCUUCAUACUAUCCACUUCCCCUCCGAUAGCACUCUGAUGCGCUAUAUGGGCUCUCUAUCAGCAAAUUGCUUAUUAUGUGGGAGUCCUGGAUACAAGGACUCACAAACGAAAUCCUACCCCGAUCAAUGCAGGUUAGUUGACAUGAUAGAAAUAGUUUUGAUUGUGACCGCCUUGGCGGUUCUAAUGUAUUAUGUGGGAUACAAACCUAUGCAGUAUUGGAAGGAUCGAGGAAUAAAACAAGGGAAACCAGCCUGGUUUUUUGGCGAUAACCUCGGUAUGACAUUAAAAACGGAAAGUUUUGCUGAUAUGGUAGUCAAAGUAUAUAACGCAGUACCAGGAGUACGAUAUUCUGGAGCAUACCAAUUUACUGCACCAACUCUCGUUAUAAAAGAUCUAGAAUUGAUCAAGCAGACCGGCGUCAAAGACUUUGAUCACUUUACCGACCACAGAACAGUCAUAUCUGAAGAUGCUGAUCCACUAUGGGCAAAAAAUCUGUUUGCCUUAACAGGACAAAAAUGGCGGGACAUGAGGCCAAUUCUAAGCCCAUCUUUUACCAGCAGCAAAAUGAGAGCGAUGUUCGUUUUGAUAUCCGAAACAGCACAAGCUUUGACCCAACACUUUUUAGAACUCGAUCAAGAUGUUAUCGAGAUCGAAAUGAAAGACACGUUUACGCGUUUUACCAAUGACGUUAUUGCUACAACCGCUUUUGGUAUUAAAGUUGAUUCUAUGAAGAAUAAAGAAAACGAAUUUUUUGUCAUGGGUAAAGAUAUCACCAGCUUCAAGGGAUUUUGGAAAAAUCUUAAGUUUUUGGGUAUAAUAUUUUUUCCAAGAUUGUUUGGAUAUUUAAAGCUUGGUAUGUUCACUCGACGUGUCAGAAAGUUUUUCACUGAUCUUAUUGAUCAUACAAUCAAAGUGAGAGAAGAAAAGGGAAUAGUACGUCCAGAUAUGAUCCAUCUUUUAAUGGAAGCAAGAAAAGGAGUUCAUCAACAUGAAGAAAAAGUUAUAGAUACAGGAUUCGCAGUUGUCGAAGAGGCAGAUUUAGGUAAAGGAGUCAUCAAAGAGAUGACCAAUUUGGACAUCGCUGCUCAGGCGAUGAUCUUCUUCUUCGCUGGUUUUGAUUCGGUAUCUUCGUUAAUGUGUUUCAUAUCCUAUGAGUUGGCAAUCAAUCCUGAGAUUCAGAACAGGCUUAGAACAGAAAUAGAGGAUAUAGUGGAGCAGUAUAAUGGCAAUGUACCAUAUGAAGCGAUAUUAAAAAUGAGAUAUUUAGAUAUGGUGGUGUCAGAGGGGCUUCGAAAAUGGCCACCAGCUGUAGCAGUAGACAGAGUUUGCACCAAACCAUACACGAUUCAACCUACCUCUCCAGGUGAGAAACCUGUCUACUUGAAGAAAGACACGAUAAUAUGGUACCCAAUCUUUGCUAUGCACCGUGAUCCUCAGUACUAUCCAGACCCUGAGAAGUUUGACCCUGAAAGAUUUAGCGAUGAAAACAAAACCAAGAUUCAACCUUACUCUUACAUUCCUUUCGGGGUUGGUCCAAGGAACUGUAUCGGAUCUAGAUUUGCACUUUUGGAGACUAAAGUCGUGUUGUUUCAUUUAUUGGCUAACUAUGAGCUUGAACCUUCGGCGAAAACAAUAAUACCAGUGAAAAUUUGCAAGCAGCAAUUCAAUUUGGCUGCGGAAGGGGGCUUUUGGUUCAAUAUGAAGCGUAUAAGGAAAUAAGGUGGAAUUAAAAUGACGACUUUUAUAUUAAAUUUUUAUGUUUGAUUUAAAUUUUAAACUCUGAUUUUAGAUGUAGGUAUGUUAUUUUGAAAUAUAAAUGUUUAGUUUUUAAUUUUUAGUUUGGUUAUUGUUAUUUUAAAAUAUAGUUUUAUAUAGUUUUAGUUUAUGUUAUUUUAAAAUAUAAAUGUUUAGUUUUUUAA
Molecule: messenger RNA, 2227 nt
Organism: Diabrotica virgifera virgifera (western corn rootworm)
Lineage: Eukaryota; Metazoa; Arthropoda; Insecta; Coleoptera; Chrysomelidae
Product: cytochrome P450 9e2-like
Exons: 8
Coding region: 306-2027 (573 amino acids)
Molecular function (GO): heme binding; monooxygenase activity; iron ion binding
Source: RefSeq, a predicted model, not a curated record